Molecule: messenger RNA, 2586 nt
Organism: Myotis davidii
Lineage: Eukaryota; Metazoa; Chordata; Mammalia; Chiroptera; Vespertilionidae
Gene: EXOC3L1
Product: exocyst complex component 3-like 1
Exons: 14
Coding region: 336-2531 (731 amino acids)
Biological process (GO): exocyst localization; exocytosis
Cellular component (GO): exocyst
Molecular function (GO): SNARE binding
Source: RefSeq, a predicted model, not a curated record
UGCUCUUUCCUGUUGGGAAUAAAACGCCAGAGGCUCAGCUUCCUGCCUUUCUGCAUGUGGUCUUGGGGAGAGAGGAGGCAGGCUUCUGGACUGGGAGGUGGGACUGAGGCUUCCUUGGAAAGGGGAAUUCUGCUGCAUGCAGAGGCGUGACCCAGAGCCACCUAGGCCCUGGGAGAGAGUGGAGGGAGUGCCCAGCUCUGCUGUGAGGACUGGGGGAGAGGGCCAUCCUCAAGGCCAACGCUGUUUGCGGAGGAGGGAGAACUGGCCGCCUGGUCAAGCCUGCCCAGACCCUUGCCCGGACUCCUACCUCGGUUCUGGCUCCUCCAGGGCCUAAAAUGGACCCCACAGCCAAGGACGACAUGCAUCCUUCACUUCCUCCUGGGCCAGAGUGGCCGGAGCAGGAGAGGGCGGAGCAGCUGGCCCGGGGUGCAGCACUCAAGUGGGCCUCAGGCAUCUUCUACCAGCCGGAGCAGCUGGCCAGGCUGGGCCAGUACCGCAGCCGUGAGGUACAGCGCACCCGCUCCCUGGAAGCACGCAUUAAGUCAGUGGUGCAGUCAUACCUGGAGGGUGUGAAAACUGGUGUGUGGCAACUGGCACAGGCCCUCGAGGCUGUGCAAGGAGCCCGUGAGGCCCUGGGCCAGGCCCGUGGGUUGCUCCGGGGCAUGGCCAAGGCUGUACAGACCCUAGAGCCCUUGCGGGAGCAGGUUGUCCAACACAAGCAACUGCAGGCCCUGUCUCAGCUGCUGCCCCGGCUGCGAGCAGUGCCGGCUGCAGUGGUCCACGCACAGACCCUGAUUGAUGCCCAUCAGCUCUUGGAGGCAUAUGUGAGCCUUAGGGAGCUGGAGCAGCUGCAAGAGGAGACAUGGGCCUCUCUGGGGGAUCUGGAGUUGCCAGUCUUUGAGGGGCUGGGCCCUCUGGCUGAGGCACUGGGCCAAGCUGUGGAGGCAGCUGUAGGAGCUGCAGGGCAGCUGGCCCGGGAGGACCCAGCCCUGUUGGUGGCUGCUGUGCGCGUGGCGGAGGUGGAGGCUGGCAGAACAACCUCCCUGGAGCAGGGCCCCCGGGACUGGCGGCAGCGCUGUCUGCGAGCGCUAGAGGAGGGCCUAGAGCGGGUCCACUUUGGGACGCCUCUGCUGCCUGGACCAGGGGCCCUCGCAGGGUGGCUGGAGGCUCUGCGGGUGGCUCUACCAGCCGAAUUGGCCACAGCGGAGGCACUGAUCGCACCCUGCUGCCCACCACACUACAAGGUGGUCCGGCUGUGGGCCCACACCCUGCACGGCGGCCUGCGGCGCUGCCUGCAGCAGUUCCUGGAAGGGCCCGAGCUGGGAGCCUCCGACGCCUUCACCCUGCUGCACUGGGCGCUGCACGUCUACCUGGGGCCAGAAAUGAUGGGGAGCCUGGAAUUGGGGCCGGAGGCUGAUGUGUCUCAGCUGGAACCUCUCCUGACCCUGGAGAAUAUCGAGCAGCUAGAGGCAACAUUUGUAUCCAAAGUCCAGGCAAGUGUGGUGCAGUGGCUGCAGAAGGCACUGGAAGGGGAAGUGGCUGAAUGGGGCCGGGAGCGGGAGCCUGACACAGAUCCAUCCGGCUUCUACCACUCACCAAUGCCAGCCAUCGUGCUGCAGAUCCUGGAAGAAAACAUUCGAGUGACCAGCCUGGUCAGUGAGUCACUGCAGCGGCGGGUGCACGGCAUGGCACUGUCAGAACUGGGAGCGUUCCUGAGGAGCUUUAAUGAUGCUCUGAUCCGAUUCUCCCGAGACCACCUCAGAGGGGAAGCAGUGGUCCCUCAUUACGUGUCCUACCUACUGGCUGCCCUCAACCACCAAUUGGCACUCAGCUCCUCCGUGUCCGUCUUGCAGCCCGAAGGGGUGGUCUCAGGGGCCUUGGCUCCGGUGGAGGCAGCGCUGGACGAGUUGCAGAGGAGGAUCUGCCGGCUGGUGCUGGAGGCGCUGUUGCUGGAGCUCCAGCCCCUGUUCGCGACUCUGCCCUCGCGCCGUUGGCUGUCGAGCCCCGAGCUGCUGAACAAUGUGUGCGAGCGGACAGCGCGCUUCUGCCAGAACUUCUGGCGUGUUCGGAACCCCGCAUUCCAGGUGCUCCUGGCCGAGACGGAGCGUGCGGUGGUGCUGCAGUACCUACGUGCGCUGAUGCAAGGCCGCCUAGUGUGCCGCGGUGCGGACGAGCGGAACCAGGCAGCCGAGCGCCUGCAACAGGAUGCCACCCAGCUUCGGGAUCUUUUCCUCGAUUUGGGCCUGGAAGAGAGCGCUCACUGCGCGCCGGUGCUGCUCACCCUAAGGGACCUGGGAGGGAUAGGGCGGGGGGCUGAUGCAUCGCUGUGGUCCCCCCUUAGCGAGGAACAUGUCUCUGCCCUCUUGGACCUGCGCGGGGACGUGUCCCGAGAGCAGCGCCAAGCCGCACUCAGCUCCCUGCAGGACGGCCUGCAGCCCUCGCCCCGCGCGGGGCGCCGCGCACUCUUCAGCCUUGUGCCAGCACCUACACCUUCUCCAUCCUCCUGCCUCUUCUCGGGGUCCUGUGCCUGACUCUCACCUCCUCGCAGAAUAAAGCUGUGUGCCCGCUCCCCCCACCACCACCCCC